This is a messenger RNA of Xyrauchen texanus (razorback sucker), 1227 nucleotides long. RefSeq names its product transmembrane protein 240-like. The transcript is spliced from 3 exons. NCBI's taxonomy places the organism in Eukaryota, Metazoa, Chordata, Actinopteri, Cypriniformes, Catostomidae. Bases 277 to 810 code for a protein of 177 amino acids. The record is from RefSeq and is a predicted model, not a curated record.
GUUUCACACAUGAUGCAUCCGAUCCGCAGGUGAGACAUCUGAUGCUGCGCGCGACAGUCCGACACGAGCUGUGCUGCACCUGCGAGGAAGAGGAUGGUGGAAUGAUCUAUUGAGAGGAUGCUCCGUGAUAAUGGUGCAAUGAUCUCUGGGCUGUGAGGAAGAUGAUGUUUAUGGUGUCUGGAGCGGUUGUGGUGCUGGUAAGAAGAUCUGUGUGAAGAUUCCUCUGAGGGAUUAUAUAACUCACAAUGACUGCAGCUCAACUUUCUAGCUCACUGCAUGAAUCUCUUUGGAGAAACAGUAGUAAAUGGCAGUAGUUUUGGUGUUUUCCAGGCCAUCGUGUGCAUGUUCGACAUGAACGCACUUCUAGACCGAUUUCACAACUUCAUCCUACCGCGCAUGCGCGGACCCGAGCGCGUGUGUCACUGCACCUGCGGCAGGCAUCAUGUGGAAUAUGUGAUCCCAUACGAGGGCUCCGUCUCGAGGGACUACAUCGGUUCCUCUGCUGGUUCCAGUGUGAGUAAACAGGAACUGGACCUGGUUCUGGGUCUGCUGAUGGGCUUCUGUAUCAGCUGGAUUCUGCUGUGGCUGGACGGGGUACUUCACUGCGCUCUGAGGAUCUGGAGAUCCAGCAGACAUAACAGCGCAGAUGGCGAGUUGUGGCGCUCGUGGCGUUGGGUCUCUCGUGUGUGUAACAUCAGAGAGCUGCGCAGACGUCUGCAAACGCGCCGGACGGAAGACUCCGGGAAUAAUGUGAUCCACGUCAAACAGAAGCUUUACCACAACGGCCAUCCGAGUCCCCGGCGACUCUGACACUCACAGAGCGGCUCUAAAGACAACAGCCGAUCACGGACUUCAUUCUGACUCGCAUCCAGCAAGUUUUUAUCGUUUGUAGUUUACAAUCGGACGCUGCACUCUUCUGCUGGAUUCAGUUUUUUGCUUGCUGUGUGUUUUUCACGGGUUUUAUGAGUGUUAGUUUUGUAGGGACUGCACAUCAUGGGAGUAUUUGCAUUUUUUAGAUGAAUAUUUGUGCUCCGGGUAACAGUGUCGGUUUUAACACAGCAUGCUGGUAAUGUUUAGUAAAAAGCUUUAGUUUGAGGUCAGAUGUAUUUUUGAGGAUUUUGAUGUUUAGAUGAUGUUUUGAGAUCUUUUUGUGAUGUUAGAAGAACAGAGAUCUUCAUUCCGAGUCAAACUGCUGCUGUAAAUUGUGUUUGUGUAACAUUAAAGUGA